AUGGCUAUGCCUGCUAAGCGGAAAGGGCGCGUCAACACCUUCAAUGUCUUGAUCCUCCUGUUCGUAGGUCUUGGAUCAAUGAGCUAUGGCUACACAGCCUCCAUUAUCGGCACUACACUCGGGCAACCAUCCUUCAUCAGUUAUUUUGAGCUUGAUACACGAAAGAACGGCACCGACCUCAUCUCCACGACCAACGGACUGUUCCAAGCUGGCGGUGUUGUCGGCACUUUGCUGCUUCCAAACAUCUCUGACCGGUAUGGGCGCAAGUGGGGCAUUGCAAUCAGUGCUAUGUUAGCUAUCCUAUCUGGCGCUUUUCUCGCCGGCAGCACCGACAUCGGAGAAUUCAUCGUCUUCCGCUUUAUUGCCGGUGCUAGCGCAUUCAUGAUCCUCGCGGCUAUUCCGAUUUGGAUGAACGAGGUCGUACCUGUCAAGAUGAGAGGAGGUCUUGUCGACAUACACGCUGUCUUUCUGAUUCUUGGGUACUGCAUACAAGGAUGGGUCGGCUUCGGCUUCUUCUUCGCGACGAAACUUGGAGAGAACACUUGGCGACCACCGCUGGCACUACAAUGCGCAUGGCCGCUAAUCUUACUGAGCGGGCUGUACUGGAUUCCUGAAUCGCCCAGGUGGCUGAUUAUGAAAGAUCGCAUCGAUGAAGCGCGUGUCAUUCUCGAUCGCUUACAUGGAGACCCUGCCGAUCCGGACAAUGAGUAUGCUCGGUCAGAGUUCUAUCAGAUCUCCAAGCAGAUCGCGAUUGAUAGAACACUGGGGAGCAGCUGGAUGACGAUAUUUCGCAAACCAUCGUAUAGGAAACGAGCAUUCUACACGCUGGGCCUGACGUUCUUUUGUCAGUGCUCUGGCGUACUUGUCAUCAAUAACUACGGACCUACUCUUUACAAGAACCUCGGCUUCUCGCCGGUCAAGCAGCUUUUGUACCCCGCCGCGUGGUUGACGUUCAGCUUGGGUACCAACAUCAUGGCAAUUCCACUCGUGGAUCGUUUCCCACGAAACAAAUACAUCGCUAGUGGAAUUCUAGGUUGCAUGACAACACUGAUCGUGGAAGCCGCUUUAGUCGCGGAGUUUGGUAGCUCGAACAACAAGCCAGCGCUACUUGCGGCUGUCGCCAUGUUCUAUAUUUUCCAAGUCCCAUACGGUCUAUGUAUCGAUGGUACCCAAUUCUCAUACCUCGGCGAAAUUUGGCCGACGCACCUCCGCUCAAAAGGCAUCUCGCUGGGCGUUGCAACAAUCUCCUUUACCAACAUCGUCUGGCUGCAGGCCGCGCCUACAGCCUUCAUUACCAUUGGGUGGAAAUUCUACCUCGUCUUCAUUAUUCCCGGCACCAUUGGUGGAUUGGUCAUUUGGUUUUUCUUUCCCAACACGAAUGGCCUGCCGCUGGAGGAGGUUGCUGCGAUAUUUGGCGAUGAGGCUGAUGUCGCUGUGUACCAGAAAGAGAUCAACGUGAAAGAUGGGAAGAUCUCGGAUUUGCACGAUGAUCUGAAGAGGAGCACGGGUUUACAUCUUGAGAAUGUUGAUGGCGAUAACACUUUGAGAGCUUGA
Molecule: messenger RNA, 1554 nt
Organism: Alternaria arborescens
Lineage: Eukaryota; Fungi; Ascomycota; Dothideomycetes; Pleosporales; Pleosporaceae
Exons: 4
Coding region: 1-1554 (517 amino acids)
Biological process (GO): carbohydrate transport; transmembrane transport
Cellular component (GO): membrane
Molecular function (GO): carbohydrate:proton symporter activity
Source: RefSeq, a predicted model, not a curated record